Notothenia coriiceps (black rockcod) is the source of this 584-nucleotide messenger RNA. RefSeq names its product egl nine homolog 3-like. The record is from RefSeq and is a predicted model, not a curated record. Gene Ontology annotation, cellular component: nucleus; cytoplasm. Gene Ontology annotation, molecular function: peptidyl-proline 4-dioxygenase activity; ferrous iron binding. The transcript is spliced from 2 exons. Lineage: Eukaryota; Metazoa; Chordata; Actinopteri; Perciformes; Nototheniidae. The annotation marks the transcript as partial. Gene Ontology annotation, biological process: peptidyl-proline hydroxylation to 4-hydroxy-L-proline; cellular response to hypoxia.
GCUUCCAAUUAAACGUCACAAACUCGCUCUCUGACCUUUUAAUACUCUUUCUGUGACACGUUUCACAUAAAAUCAAAGUUAUUCUGCUGUGAAAUAUAAUUUUUGACAGUGACACUUUACCAGAAUCUGACUUUAUUUUAUAUUUUUGAUGCAAAAUGCCUUUCAUUGAGCACGUUUCUGACGCAGAUCUGGAGCGCUUGGCUCUGGAGCGGGUCGUCCCGGCGCUGCAGGACUUUGGUUUCUGUUAUUUGGACGGGGUCCUGGGGGAAGUGGCCGGGGGGGCGGUGCUCCAGCAGGUGAUCGAUAUGCACCGGGCCGGGGUGCUGCAGGACGGCCUGCUGGUAGGCUCUGUUCCCGGGGUGCACCGGAGCAGUAUCCGCGGGGAUAAGAUCGCCUGGGUGAGCGGGGUGGAGCGCGGCUGCGAGGCGAUCAACUUCCUGCUCAACAUGAUCGAUAAGAUGAUCUCUGUGUGCGCGAGCCGGCUGGAGAGCAAGAAGAUCCGCGAGAGGUCCAAGUCCAGCGACCUGUUCUGGGCCCUGAGCCAAGGCUUUAGAAACCAGCACACGCUUCAGGAAGGACAGGAA